AUGGCGGAAGAGAAGAGCUUCAAGUAUGUGAUCGUCGGAGGUGGUGUCUCCGCCGGAUACGCGGCGAGAGAGUUCUCUAAGCAAGGUCUCAAGCCCGGUGAGCUUGCAAUCAUUUCCAGGGAACAAGUGCCUCCAUAUGAACGUCCUGCACUUAGCAAGGGAUAUAUCAACCUCGAGAAUAAAGCUACACUCCCGGGUUUCUAUGUCUGUGCUGGAAGUGGGGGAGAGAAACAGCUGCCUCAAUGGUACAAAGAGAACGGGAUCGAGCUGCUUCUGGACACAGAGAUCGUCAAAGCAGAUCUUGCUGCAAAGACUCUCGUCACUGGCACUGGACAAGUCUUCAAGUACCAAACUCUCCUAGCUGCAACUGGUUCUUCCGUCACAAGGCUGUCAGAUUUUGGCGUCCAAGGCGCAGAUGCUAAGAAUAUCUUCUACCUAAGAGAACUUGGCGAUGCUGAUGAACUCGUGAACGCAAUGAACGCAAAGAAGAACGGAAAAGCUGUGGUUGUUGGUGGCGGUUACAUCGGUCUUGAACUCGGUUCUGCUCUCAAGGUCAACAACCUCGAAGUUACAAUGGUUUAUCCAGAGCCUUGGUGCAUGCCUCGGCUUUUCACCGCCGGCAUUGCUUCGUUCUACGAGGGUUACUACGCCAACAAAGGAAUCAACAUUGUCAAAGGCACCGUUGCAGCCGGUUUCAGCACCAACUCAGAUGGAGAGGUCACUGAGGUGAAACUGAAGGACGGAAGAACGUUAAAGGCUGACAUAGUGAUCGUAGGUGUCGGUGCUAGACCUAUCAUAUCACUCUUCAAAGGCCAAGUUGAAGAGGAGAAGGGUGGUUUGAAGACUGAUGCAUUCUUCAAAACAAGCGUCCCGGACGUGUACGCCAUUGGUGAUAUAGCCACCUUCCCAAUGAAACUCUACAACGAAAUGAGACGUGUUGAACACGUUGACCAUGCUCGCAAAUCCGCUGAACAGGCUGUUAAGGCGAUCAAAGCUGCUGAAGAAGGGAAGUCGAUUCCUGAAUAUGAUUAUCUUCCAUACUUCUAUUCUCGAGCCUUUGAUCUCUCGUGGCAAUUCUAUGGCGACAACGUUGGAGAAACCGUAUUGUUUGGAGACAAUGACCCGAAGUCGCCUAAGCCGAAGUUCGGGAGCUACUGGAUCAAAGAAGGGAAAUUGAUUGGAGUGUUUUUGGAAGGUGGAACUCCUGAAGAGAACAAGGCUAUUGCUAAGGUUGCACGAGUACAGCCUUCUGUUGAGAGCCUUGACGUGUUGUCUAAGAAAGGUCUUUCCUUCGUCAGCACGAUAUAA
Thlaspi arvense is the source of this 1308-nucleotide messenger RNA. The record is from the annotation of a GenBank genome assembly. NCBI's taxonomy places the organism in Eukaryota, Viridiplantae, Streptophyta, Magnoliopsida, Brassicales, Brassicaceae.